AUGGUGAAUAGGAACAAUGUGACAGAGUUUGUUCUACUGGGGCUCACAGAGAAUCCAAAGAUGCAGAAAAUCAUAUUUGUUGUGUUUUUGUUCAUCUACAUCAUCUCUGUAGUAGCAAAUGUGCUCACCAUGGUCACUAUCACUACCAGCGCAUUACUAAGGUCCCCCAUGUACUUUUUCCUGGCCAAUCUCUCCUUCAUUGAUGCUUGCUAUUCUUCUGUCAAUAACCCCAAACUGAUCAUAGAUUCACUCCGUGAAAAGAAGACCACCACAUUCAAUGCAUGUAUAACUCAAAUCUUUGGGGAACAUUUCGUUGGAGGUGCUGAUGUCAUCCUGCUCACUGUGAUGGCCUAUGACCGCUAUGUGGCCAUCUGCAAGCCACUGCACUACACGACCAUCAUGAAUCGGAGGGUGUGUGGCCUGCUAAUGGGAGUGGCGUGGGUUGGAGGCUUUCUUCAUGGAGCCAUACAGAUCCUCUUUAUCAUCCCUUUACCCUUCUGCGGCCCUAAUGUCAUAGAUCACUUUAUGUGUGAUCUGAACCCUUUGCUCAAUCUUGUCUGCAUUGAUACCCACACUCUAGGGCUCUUUGUUGCUGCCAACAGUGGUUUCAUUUGUGUCUUACUCUUCCUCCUCUUGAUCAUCUCCUAUGUGGUAAAUUUAAUCAUUUUUGUAGAUGAAAGUAGUGAUUACUUUCCGAAGGUGGUCAUUUUCAAGAAUUAUGAAGAGGACUUCAAGUGUACUGAUAAUUUGUGA
Messenger RNA from Odobenus rosmarus divergens (Pacific walrus), 753 nucleotides. RefSeq names its product olfactory receptor 4C46-like. The record is from RefSeq and is a predicted model, not a curated record. Bases 1 to 753 code for a protein of 250 amino acids. Lineage: Eukaryota; Metazoa; Chordata; Mammalia; Carnivora; Odobenidae. The transcript is spliced from 2 exons.